UCAAAAAAGCCAGGCUCGUGCCGAGCAGAACCGGACCGACGCGCCCCACGGACGACGCCCCAGGUCCUAGUCGGCGGAAAGAACACAGCACUACACGUAAUGCGCGAGUUUCGGCUGGCAUUGCGCUGGAAUUGAUUGGCGACUGGCGAAGAUUGGGUCGAACACAGUCAGAAACUCGCCGUGCCUGGAUCCGCUGUGGAACCGGUUCCUGAGGGGAUGCCGGCCGUAAUACUUGAGGCUUGAGGCCGCUUUUAUCCGGCAUACAACAUAGUUGUAUCGACCAGAUCGCUGCCCUGCUCGGCACAGCCCUCAGGGCUGCGAGCCGAAGCCCAGGGCAGAGCCCAGGGCGCAUUUGUUUGACGCAUACUAUCGCGCGCAGAGAAGAUACUGCCACAGCGGUUAUAAACAUUGACUUGUCCUACUACGCGCUCUACGGGCUUCAAAGCGGCGGCCUCGUGGCUCCUCGGCAUGCUUCAGUUGUAGUGCCGCCGGAUGGACGCCCGGCGCUCAAUAGUCUUUCCAUGCAUGGCCAUAUGAAGGUUGCUGCAUGCUCAAUGCUCGGAACGAGCCGCAAGUCGUCAUCCACGGCCUCCCCACCAGUCCCUCGCGCGGUGUCUAUAAUAAGCGAAUAAGUGCCUGCUAGAGGCUGCGGAUGCGGCCACCCCGGUUCUAUGUGCCGGCAGCCCUGGCCCUGCCCGAAGUCUUCGCAGCUUCAUCACCCUCGACACCGUCGCCACAUCUUCAACCUUCCAAGGCGCAUCCUCGCCUUGAUUUUUCACCUCCUCUCCAAGUUGUAUCCUCCCCAAGUCGCCUCCUCUGAAGCCGCUGCGUCAGCCCCUUCUCGCCUCCUCCGCCCGAUGUCGCCUCCUCCGAUGUCGCCACCUCCACAUCUUCCCGCCUUCUCCCCCAUCUUCCCUCUCCUCUCGCCGCCUUCCCCGCUCGCCGCCUCCUCCCCUUCUCGCCUCCUCCUCACCCUCUCGCCACCUCCCCACCCUUUCAUCCACCACGCCUCCGCCGUCUUCGCCGAAGUGUAUGGAUGGCUCAAUGCAGCCCGCCCCCACCCAGCCACCAGCCUCCGCACCAGCCCCGUCUCCUCCUCUCCGUGAACAAGACAACAGACAGCAGCAACGACAACAACAAGAACAACAACAGAAAUGAAUAAAUUAACGCCGCGGCUUGAUCUGAUGGCACCUGGAGCCCAUCCCGGUUCUUCGUGCCGGUGCUGCCCUGGGCUCCGGGCGGCCCUUCAGCACGCUGUCCGGUGUAGCGUGUCGGCGAAUCGGCCAUCGCCAGAACGAGGAGUUCCCGGCUGGAAGCAAGCAUAGCACCUUCCAUUCUUGUGCCUGUGGCCUGUGCCGCCUGUGACAUGCGACCUUGUUGUGAAUGUGAACCUUUAGGGUCCUGCGUGUGCGCUUAUGCGAUCUAAUUCAAGGAGUCCGGGCGCGGUUUUUCGUGCCGCGUGCCGGUGCCUCAAUGGCAUGGUCUCCGCAUCCAUUUUGCACCUGAUGUCGAUCUUAAUCAAUGAUAAGGAACUGGAGUUGAUACUGGCAUCAUUAUCACCAUCAUGCAUGCGGCUACAGGAAUUAGCAAUGUGUUGCAAGCCGACGUGCUGGUGUGUUGGCCUGUUGGGGUUAGGGCCCGGUUCUUCGUGCCGCGCGCCUCGACCCCAGCACACAACCACCUUGUGCCUUUUGGUUUGAGAAUAAAAGCAUGGGCAUACUGCGACGCCAGCGGUAGCUGUCGGCAUAGCGGGUGACAUGCUGAGCGGACCGGUGUGCCGUGUGUGUGCACUUCUUUGUUUCUUAUUGCAACCCCGUGGCGUUCUUCGCGCGCCCCACUGUGUUGUCAAGCUUUUCGCAAAGGCGUUCUUCGCGCGCCACACUUUCCUCCUUUUACAUCCGCAUGCUGGUAUCGGAUUUUGAUAAGCCACCCGUAAGGAGAAGGCCUGGCGUUGUUUCGUAGGAUGGCCUUAGCCAACAUUUUGAGGGUGGUCCGGUGCGGAUCGGCGGAUCUUGACUAGAUGCGGAGUGGCAGCGCGCCCGGACGGAUUUCACAUGACUGCCGGCGGCUUUCAAGGAGUUCGCGGUGCGUUGAUUGGCCUGGGGCUGGCUUUUGCGUGCGACUUGCGCUGAGACCCUUUCAAUCUCCAUCAGAGUAUGGGUUUUGCGCACGGGAGGAGCGUAUAUGGCACAUGACGGCCUUAUGUGACUCAAUUAUACAAGGUAAAGGAAUAUCAUAGCUAAACGAUCAAAUUACAUUAAACACGACACUGAAUGGAAUAGGUCCACUUUGCAAAUGGACAGGUCUGCAGGGAGGAGAGGACUGCCCGUGGGCCGUGAGGCACCCGUGGCUGUGUGCAUGCAAACAAGAACCCCCCUGCCGCGGCCGUUAUUAUUUAUUACUCUUGCGCGCAAGCCGUGCCGGACAGGUGUUUGCAGAAUUGGUAGCUAGCUGUGUCCUGCAGUAGCGGCGACAGCUUUGCAGCGCCAUUGAGCUGGUGUGUGUGGGAUGGGCGAGGUCUCUCGGUGAUUCGGGCCGGGGGGAAAGGGUCUGCGCCGUCCCAUUAUGCACGCUCGUGUGCUGCGCGUGCAGUGUACAUCCGUACAAAGACAAACAUGUUUGUUCGUUUGGGGGCUUCGGAGAGAAAUCGAGACAGACAGUACCGUAAGAUGAGUAUUCCGAGUACUGGUAGGCCAUACGGCUCUGGCUAUGGGCGUCUGGGUCAGUCUGUGUUCUUGGCAUGCGGGUGUGGAUGUCGUGCUUUAUCAUUACCUAUGACACGUAUUUGUUGACACGCCAAUGCGUGCAAGGCGUUCGUGUGUCGCAUGCGCUGUAGCCGGGGCCUUGACCAUGCAAUGGCUUAUGGCCAAUAACCCCGUCCCGUCGCACGGCUUAUGACCAAUAAUAUGUGGCUGAGCGGGCGUGGGCUAAACCGAAGUCUUAUGCGCUUGACAUGACAGAAUACGGUGUUGCAUGUGCCGGAAGGUCAUGCAGGAGUACCUUCACAAUAAGUGUGCUUUCAAGCCGCGACGUGUGUGACGUGAUGCUUGCCGGCACGCGGCAGCUAUAGUGCUUGCGGGGCGCGGGGCGCCAAACCUGGCAUUGUUUAAGACAAACGUGGCGGUUAGAAGGCUUCAGAGUGACAGGCGCGCGCGUGCCCUGCGCUGGAAGGGUGUGCCCUACCCGUGCCCCAGCAUUGUAAACACGGUGACAG
Chlamydomonas reinhardtii is the source of this 3214-nucleotide messenger RNA. RefSeq lists its product as uncharacterized. The transcript has 2 exons. The record is from RefSeq and is a predicted model, not a curated record. NCBI's taxonomy places the organism in Eukaryota, Viridiplantae, Chlorophyta, Chlorophyceae, Chlamydomonadales, Chlamydomonadaceae. Bases 858 to 1106 code for a protein of 82 amino acids.